Messenger RNA from Menidia menidia (Atlantic silverside), 3427 nucleotides. NCBI's taxonomy places the organism in Eukaryota, Metazoa, Chordata, Actinopteri, Atheriniformes, Atherinopsidae. The record is from the annotation of a GenBank genome assembly.
ACCAUACGUCACCAUGAUGCUUGGGCUGGCCUCUCGCGAGACUAAGCGCGGUUUCCGAGCCAGUACUGUAGUGCGUGCGCGAUAGAGACGAGGAAAGAUGGCGACACAGGGGAGCGAAUCAACUAAAGAGACCGUGAGCAGUAGCAACGGCGAGGUCAGCAGCAAUGGGACUGCUUCAACAACAGACAGCCUGGCUGCACAGACGGAUGGAAACGUGCAGGAUCCUCAGCAGCAGCAGCAGCAGCAGCAGCAGCAACAACCACCGAAUGCGUGGCAGGUCAUUAAAGGAGUCCUCUUUAGAAUCUUCAUAAUCUGGGCCAUCAGUAGUUGGUUUCGCCGGGGGCCAUCCACUCCUGACCCCAACACACCAGCGGGUGCCCCCAGACUUCCCAGCAGGAAUCUAUUCCCCAAAGACACGCUCAUGGACCUGUAUGUGUACGUGUCCCAGGAGGAGGUGUUCUCUGACUUCAACAAUACAGAUGCCCUGUUCUGGUUCCACAGGGACCUGGUCUAUGGAGACUGGAACACGGGGGAGACUGGAGAUGGCUGCUAUCAUCACUACAAGGAUUUGGACGUCCCAGAGAAGGUGCAGCACAACGGCUCCCUAUACAUACACAUCUACUUCACUAAAAGUGGGUUCCACCCAGACCCAAAACGCAAGGGGCAGUACCGCCGACUGGCAACAGUUCAUUCAACGAGAAUGCUGAAUAAAUUCAAGAGAAGAAAGUUUCUGAAAACCAAGAAUCUCCUCACAGGAGAAACAGAAGCUGAUCCAGAAAUGAUUAAGCGAGCAGAGAGCCACGGUCCAGUGGAGAUUAUCUCACACUGGCACCCCAACCUCACCAUCAACAUGGUGGAUGACCACACGGCCUGGGUGAAAGGCUCUGUUCCUCCCCCUCUGGACCAAUAUGUGAAGUUCGAUGCAGUCAGUGGCGAUUACUACCCCAUCGUAUACUUCAAUGACUACUGGAACCUGCAGAAGGACUACUACCCCAUCAAUGAGACGCUGUCCCAGCUCCCGCUGCGCCUCAGCUACUGCCCGCUGUCCCUGUGGCGCUGGCAGCUGUAUGCCGCCCAGAACGCUCGCUCACCGUGGAAUUUCCUCCCAGAGGACACUUACGAGCAGUCGGAUGAGGACCAAGACUCUGUCAAGGUCGCCCUUUUGGAAACCAAUCCCUACCUGCUGGGACUCACCAUUGUGGUCUCCAUUGUGCACAGCAUCUUUGAGUUUCUUGCCUUCAAGAACGACAUCCAGUUCUGGAACAGCAGGCAGUCACUAGAAGGCCUCUCUGUGCGCUCCAUCAUAUUCGGAGUGUUUCAGUCUCUAGUGGUUCUGCUGUACAUUCUGGACAACGAAACGAACUUCGUUGUGCAGGUCAGCGUCUUCAUUGGUCUCCUGAUCGACCUGUGGAAAAUCACCAAGGUCAUGGAUGUCAAAUUGGACAGAGAGAACAAAAUUGCGGGAAUAAUUCCAAGAUUGGUGCUCACAGACAAGUCAACAUAUGUGGCGUCUUCAACCAAAAUCUAUGAUGAUAUGGCCUUCAGGUACCUGUCAUGGCUGCUCUACCCUCUGUUUGGCUGCUAUGCGAUCUACAGCUUAUUGUAUGUAGAGCACAAAGGCUGGUACUCAUGGGUACUCAGCAUGCUUUAUGGCUUCUUGUUGACCUUUGGUUUCAUUACGAUGACGCCACAGCUGUUCAUCAACUACAAAAUGAAAUCUGUAGCCCACCUCCCAUGGAGGAUGCUCACCUACAAGGCUCUCAAUACUUUUAUUGAUGACCUGUUUGCCUUCGUCAUAAAGAUGCCCAUGAUGUACAGGAUAGGAUGCCUCAGAGAUGAUGUGGUGUUCUUCAUCUACCUUUACCAGCGCUGGAUCUACCGGGUGGAUCCAAACAGAGUCAAUGAGUUUGGCACGAGCGGAGCGGACCCAUCUCAGAAGAGCCCAGCAGACGCUGCUCCCGUGGAAGAUGCCUCCACCGCCGCCAUCACAGAAAAAGGAGAGGGGGAGAAGAAGAACGAUUAAUCAACACCUCGCACUUACUUUCCUCCCGUGCCCUGGCUGCUGGGGGUGAAGAGGACUCUUGGAAAUUAGGCACAGAGGGGAGGAGGUCGUUUAGCUGUCAUGGACGCGGCUCCGGGAAAAAAAAAAAAAAAGAGAGAGAGAAAAAGAAAAAAAGAUGCAGUUCAGCUGUCUGAUCCUCUGAUCUCUGUGUGGGUCCACAGAGAAUCAUAUUCAGUGUAGACUUGGUAAAUUCUGACUGUUCCCCCCCCACCCCUACCCUCUCGUUUUGCAGUUCAAGUGAAGUAAAACAAAACGUGAUGUACUGUUUUCUGUAUGAUUUUUUUUCAGAGGGUAACAGUGUCUUGGAGUAGAUGUUGGGAGGGGAACAGGUUUCAGUUAUACUACUUUUUUUUAAUACAGAGAAGCAAGAGGCCAAGUGCGACCUUUGAUCUUUGUGUAGAUUCCUUGUGAAAUUUUCUUUUCAUUCCAUGUGAGCACCGUGUUUUGGGUUGCCUGGACACUGGUGUGUGGUGCUGGAGGAAAACUGGAAAGGUCCCGAGCCACAUUGGAGGCCAAAGGAGAGAGUUGGUGACUGGAGACAUGACGGAGGACCCUGCAGAGCACUACCCACGAGACGUUGACUACUACCCUCAAUUUUAAAGAAAUGGUUAUUGAUCUAAACUUGAACAGAAAAAAAAAUAACAGCCUUGUUGGUAUUGAUAUAAAUAUAUUAAUAUUGUCAAUGAUAUAAUUUAGUUUUUUUCAGUCACUGAAGCAUUCUUUUGUAUGUCCUCAAACUGUACAGACUUGUGUUAAUAAUACUGAUGUCCAAACUGUCUAGCAGCAGAUCAUUUGCAAGUCUGGUUUUUAUUUUCCCCUCAGCUGGAAGUCUGAUUUUCCAAUUGUUUCAUCUUCAUGCUCCAAAACAGAACACUUUGGCCAACAUGAGAGUCAGGUGUGUGCUGAAGGAUUACAGUGUCUCUUGCUUUGUUUUUGUUUUUUAUUUUGAGUGCUGUAAAGCCUGAAAGUAAAAGAGUUCCAUGUUGGUACAUAUUAAAAUUUUGAGCAUUCAUGUUUAUAGUAAAACUAAGUGUGAUUUAAAAUGUCUAUUCAAAGCUUUAUUUUCCAGUCUUACGUCCGCUUUUUCUGAUAUUCAAAACAAUGUUUUUUUGCUUGAAAGUGAUUAAUAAGUUUAGGCUCUAAAUACAGUGCCUGUGCUUUAACAGGAAAUGCAGAUAUAUGGAGCCCUUGGAUCAUGUUUUAAAUUAUUAUCACACAGAUGGGUUAUUGAUUCAUUUUGUAAGGAAGUUCAUAUAAAGCAUAGGAAAACAAAAUUAACCUGAAACACUGACUUCAGCUUUGGGAAAUUUCUUGACUGGUUUAUUUAUUAAACCCAUUUACAGCACCAGAGCCGCCUAAAGUACU